AUGGCGUCGCGUUCCGGAUUGCGUGUCCCCAGAACCGAUGGUUCGAAUUUUCGGCAUCUUGAAAGGGUAGCGCCCCAUUAUAACCAUGGACCGCUGCUCCAACGACGUUUUGUGUUCAUGCUUCAUCUCUACCUAGGGGUCCUUAUGUUUGUCCAUGUACUCCCAGAGUUAUGCUUGCGAUUCGGCCUCAAAACAAGACUUCUUGUCGAGAAGUGGCCAUUUCUUCAAUCAAAUUUCUGGGAGUGCGUCUGGUGUUUCGGUAGCCUUCUACCCACCGUGUUCGGUUAUUUAUCCUUGAACCGAAAUCGCACUGGACUGAUGCGCAUCUCGAUCACUGGGACCAUCGUGUUCGGUUUGGGUUCGCACGCCUACGAACUGAUGCAAUAUUAUCAGCCACGAGAACCACGCCAUCGGCUCUAUGUCUUCACGUUGAUCGUACUCCUGUAUAUUUUUUCUCCUUAUGCAUUCAUAUUCACGGGUUAA
This is a messenger RNA of Echinostoma caproni, 483 nucleotides long. The record is from the annotation of a GenBank genome assembly. Lineage: Eukaryota; Metazoa; Platyhelminthes; Trematoda; Plagiorchiida; Echinostomatidae.